Vitis vinifera (wine grape) is the source of this 1822-nucleotide messenger RNA. RefSeq lists its product as uncharacterized. Gene Ontology annotation, biological process: carbohydrate metabolic process; pentose-phosphate shunt. Gene Ontology annotation, molecular function: transaldolase activity. The record is from RefSeq and is a predicted model, not a curated record. Gene Ontology annotation, cellular component: intracellular anatomical structure; cytoplasm. NCBI's taxonomy places the organism in Eukaryota, Viridiplantae, Streptophyta, Magnoliopsida, Vitales, Vitaceae. Bases 243 to 1568 code for a protein of 441 amino acids. The transcript has 7 exons.
UUCCCCAAAUAAAAGGGCAGAACCGACAUUUCAAUCAUAGCCAUCAACCCAAAUCUCCAACCAUUCUGCCUAUUUUUGCCCUUCUUCUCCCUCACCCGUCGACGUCUCCACCUGCCCAGUCAAAACCAAAAAUCCAGAUUUAGCCUUCCCUUUAAAACCCUAACCCUUUCCUUGUUUAUAUCGUAAUCAUAAUAACAAAGGGAAUUCACCAAACCCUUUUCUCUCUGUGAUCCCAUAUUCCCAUGGCUUCCAUUUCCAAGCUUGUAAGCCCUAGUCCUGUUUCUUCUUAUUCUGUUUCUGGUUCUUUGAAGUCCAGAUCUUUGCAGCCUAAGUGUUUGAUCGAUUUUCACAGCAGAGAUGUUUUCAAUGCUAGAGUUUCGUCUUCUAGGUUGUCCGUUCGGAACGACGUCGUCAGGGGAUCAUUGAUUGUCAGAUGUUCCCAACUUGAGGGAAAUGGAAGCCAAAUAAAGAGAACAACUCUUCAUGAUCUCUAUGAGCAGGGAGGGCAGAGCCCAUGGUAUGAUAACCUCUGCAGGCCUGUUACCGAUCUCCUUCCACUGAUUGCAAGUGGUGUCAGAGGUGUAACUAGCAACCCAGCGAUUUUCCAGAAGGCGAUAUCAUCUUCCAAUGCUUACAAUGAACAGUUCAGGGAACUUGUACUAGCAGGAAAAGACAUUGAAAGUGCAUACUGGGAGCUUGUGGUGAAGGACAUCCAAGAUGCGUGCAGACUUUUUGAGCCAAUCUAUGAUGAGACGGAUGGAGGAGAUGGCUAUGUUUCUGUUGAAGUUUCUCCAAAGCUUGCUGAUGAUACUGUAGGGACUGUAGAAGCUGCAAAAUGGCUUUAUAAAGUGGUUGAUCGCCCUAAUGUCUAUAUAAAGAUCCCAGCGACAGCUCCAUGCGUCCCUUCAAUCAAGGAAGUUAUUUCACUUGGCAUUAGUGUCAAUGUAACUCUUAUAUUCUCUCUCCCGAGAUAUGAAGCUGUCAUUGAUGCUUACUUAGAUGGGCUUGAGGCUUCUGGGCUAAGUGACCUCUCCAGGGUUACAAGUGUUGCCUCCUUCUUUGUCAGUCGGGUAGACACCCUCAUUGACAAGUUGCUUGAGAAAAUUGGAACUCCAGAGGCCCUUGAUCUCCGAGGAAAGGCUGCAGUAGCUCAAGCAGCACUGGCAUACCAGCUCUACCAGAAGAAAUUCUCUGGGCCUAGAUGGGAAGCUCUGGUGAAGAAAGGUGCCAAGAAACAGAGGCUGCUGUGGGCUUCAACCAGUGUCAAGAAUCCUGCCUACCCUGACACACUAUAUGUGUCUCCUCUUAUUGGACCCGACACGGUUUCAACCAUGCCCGACCAAGCUCUCCAAGCAUUUGUUGACCAUGGUGUUGUUUCAAGGACAAUUGAUUCCAAUGUAUCUGAAGCUGAAGGCAUUUACAGUGCACUUGAGAAGUUGGGGAUUGACUGGGGCUAUGUCGGGUCUCAGCUGGAACUUGAAGGAGUGGAGUCUUUCAAGAAGAGCUUUGACAGCCUGCUUGAUAGCCUGCAAGAGAAGGCAAACUCCCUUAAACUGGUUAGCCUGUAAGCGUCUCGGUUCUUUUAUUACUGUCUUGGCGACUCAAUAAAGCCAGCUGGGUCUCAAUCCCUGCUGUAAAUUAGUUGAUGAGUGAUGUUUAAAAGACUAGAUCAUGUAUCAUAUGGGUGGGUUACUGCCAGUUAUUUCAUAUUUGCUGUUGGUUGGGUUUCUUCAACUUUGUGAAUAGACUUGGAUUGUCAUUCUAAUGAAGGAAAUGUCCAUGGACAGAUAAUAAAAGUAGGGACAAGAUUGAAAACUGCUAA